AUGAGUAUAUCUAGUCCAACCGAAGCUUUAAAGGCUUCAAAGGUAAUUGUUUCUCACGAACCACUAUCUGCAAUCCCACCUGUUGAGAAAAUUCGAGACCUGUAUAAUUCAUCAAAAUUAAAAGAAAUAUAUCGAUACGAUAUCCCUGUUGUGAUAUUAGAUGUAAAGCAUUGGUAUGACUCUGCAAGUGGAUUAAUAGUAUUCACUGAUUUUAGUAGUAUAAAUACAAGAUCUUCAUUUGCAGGUGGUAAGGUUCCAUAUUCUGUUGCAGUUGCUACAUAUGGUAUAGACCGCCAUCAACUACCACUGUCUAUAUUAUUCAAUUCCUCGAUUUCCACAGCUCAAUAUGAAAAUUUGAUUUUGGAAAUGGAAAAAAGUGAACCAUUGAGUAAAGAUGGGUUUGUAAUUGCCAGAUUGAGUUUUGAUUUAAAAAUAAGUUGCCGGAAGUACUUGGAAGGAUAUUUCAGUGGCAUAGAACUUGUGGAUAGUCAGAAUAUUUCUCAAGUUUUUGAAAAGUUGGAAUUCCAGUUUCUGAACAUGUUGUACAGAAUGAAACAAUUUGUUCCCCAUAAUACUUAUAAUGAAUUAAGAGAGACCUACAAAUUUGGUUCGUAUGAAAUUAAAACUAGAGAUAAAGAAAAGAACAACAUUGAAAUGGAAAGUCAGUUAAGAGAUCACAAGAGACUCUGUUUGAAAAAUAGCCUGGACACAAGUAGUGGAGCAUCAAAAUUGUUAUUUAAUAGGAUGGCACCAGAUAGUCAAAUGGCAAACUUUGAUUCCCAGUCGACACAGAAGCCAGCACAUGAGUUACUUUCUUCAGAUUUCUACUUUGAAUCAAUGCCUACAAUGACUGCUUCCCGACACGAAGGUAUGUUGACUCCGAAUCUGGAUUCCGAAGACAAGUCUCAAAAUGUCACUGCCCAAGAUAAAUCCCCAUUGUCAAUUAAAAAUAUUCAAAUGCCUCCACCAAAGACUCCUCUUCGCCCCGUAGUUCGUUCACUGGGUGCUGCUCUUUUAUUUAGACCAAUGGCUACCGAUUCUCAAUCACCAAUUAAACAACCACAAACUGGAGGUCAAUUAUUGGUUCCACAAACCCAAAGUCAAGAUCAACACAGAAUCGAACAGAAUGAAUCCAUUAGUAUCGAUGAAACAUCGAUCGUGUCGCCAGAUGAGUUUACAGUUGAUCCUAAUUGGAAUGAAGCUACUCAGUCGUUUUUGCAAAGAGCAAACAGAAACCUUGAUAUAACUAUUAAGGAAUUACAUGAAUUGAAAUCCUUUGAUAGUAAUGUUACCUAUAAUUUGACCUCAGUUAAGCUUAAUGGUAUUCUUUACAUUGACAGCUGGAAGGUUACGCCGUAUCAACAAAAUACUAAACUUGCGCCAAUUAAAUUAAUGAUUAAAGAUGCUAACAAUCCGGGGUCCAUUAUUGAUCUAGAGGUAGGUAAUGAUGAUGAACUUGCUUCGUUUUAUGGAUUUCUUGAUUCUGAGAUUGAUCCAUCACAAUACAAAAAGAUAAAGUACAUGAUAAAACAGUUGUUGCUGCUAAAAGACAAGACUAUUACAAUAAAAGUGUCCAGAAAAAUACGUCGCUCACCUACUAAUAUUUCAUAUGCCUAUUGGACAUGCAACUCUUGUGUACAAAGUCUCUUAAAUCAAUAA
This is a messenger RNA of Candida tropicalis MYA-3404, 1659 nucleotides long. RefSeq lists its product as uncharacterized. The transcript has a single exon. Lineage: Eukaryota; Fungi; Ascomycota; Pichiomycetes; Serinales; Debaryomycetaceae. The record is from RefSeq and is a predicted model, not a curated record. The coding region runs from base 1 to 1659 and encodes 552 amino acids.